Molecule: messenger RNA, 3208 nt
Organism: Vigna radiata var. radiata (mung bean)
Lineage: Eukaryota; Viridiplantae; Streptophyta; Magnoliopsida; Fabales; Fabaceae
Product: pentatricopeptide repeat-containing protein At1g71490-like
Exons: 8
Coding region: 854-3028 (724 amino acids)
Biological process (GO): RNA modification
Molecular function (GO): RNA binding; protein binding
Source: RefSeq, a predicted model, not a curated record
AAUACAACUAAAUAAUAUAGAAUCUGAUUAAACUCUUCUCACUUUUCUCAUCAUUCCAUGAUUCUCCCUCCCUCAGUCACUGCAACUAUGAUUCUCCCUCAUUCACUGCAACCAUGAUUUUCCCUCUCUGAAACCCUGUUGUCGCACACAUUGUUGUGUUGUCAACCCAUCAUUCUCCCUAUUAUCGUAGUCUCUUCUUCCGUCACACUGUCCGGUGUGUGACCUCACACUCGUUCUCCUUCACUGGAACCCUGUUUUUCCUAGUUUCGAGCCACCAUCCUCUGUCAUUGGAACCGUAGUGUUGCAUUGGAGGAUCGAAGGCGCGAUUUAGGAAACCCUAGGUUUGUUUCUUCGAACUGGAAGAUAUAAGCUGAAGCUGCCAUUGUCUUCUACAUCCGGAGGAGCUGUCUGCAAAGUUGUUGGAUUUUUUGGAGUCCCCACAUGCUACAACUGACAUUCUACUUGUUGAUAUAGAGCAAGCAGGACGUUGCCAGUGCUGUUGAGUUACAAGGUUAUCCUGACUUCAUCAUUGGAAAUUAGAGUGAUGGGAAUCUUGUUGCAUCUUUAUUGGCUUAUAAAAUGGGAGUUACACAAGAAAAACUAGAAAUAGUUAAGAAGGGUUGUGAAGCAAUUGGUGCUGUCAGAGGAUUUGUAAGACCAUAUUCUCUUGUGAGAACUGAUCAUAUGAAAAGAUAUUCGCAUAAGAAGAGAUCUUUAUUUUGGUCUCUGAAUUUAUAGAAAGUUUUGAUUGGGUUGCCCAGGUUUAUUUACUUUUCUUUUGCUGGUGUCUAUCUCAAAUUUGACCUAUUACCUGAUGUAGAGUAUUUUUCUAGGUGAAGAUGUCAACAAUAUCAUGACAUAUUCCCCAUUCCUUUCUAUUCCCACACACUUCUUUUUGUCUCGAAUUCAAAAGUUCAUCCCAAAAUCAUGGAAACAAACCCCGCAAAAAUCACUGUUCAAUCCCAUCUUGUGUAGCAAUGCAUCCAUGGUUGGUGUUCUCAUUGCAUCCCUCAAGGACUUUGUGACCAAUGGCCACCUGCCAAAUGCUUUCAAAACCUUCAUUCAAAUCCAGCACCAUGCUUUUUCACACCUUCUCCUGCACCCCAUUAGCUCUCUUCUCUUUGCUUGCGCGAAGUUUAAGUCAUUGUCACAGGGUAAGCAACUUCAUGGCCAUAUCAUCUCACUGGGUCUUCAUCAAAAUCCUGUCUUGGUUGCAAGGCUUAUUGGUUUUUACACAAAUGUUAAUCUCAUUGGCGAUGCCCAAUUUGUCAUUGAGAGCUCUUGUACUUUGGAUCCUUUGCAUUGGAAUAUGCUUAUCUCGUCGUACGUUAAAAAUGGGCUCUGUGGAGAGGCUCUUUCUGUGUAUAAGAAAAUGUUGAGUAAGCAGAUUGAACCGGAUGAAUACACUUAUCCUUCUGUUCUCAAGGCUUGUGGGGAAUCGUUGGAUAUCAAUACUGGGGUGGAGGUUCACAGGUCUAUUGAGGCUAGCUCCAUGAAGUGGUGUUUGUUUGUGCACAAUGCUUUGGUCUCCAUGUAUGGUAGGUUUGGGAAUCUGGAAGUUGCGCGUGACUUGUUUGACAAUAUGCCAGUUAGAGAUGCUGUUUCGUGGAACACUAUCAUCAGCUGUUAUGCUUCUAGGGGUAUGUGGGAGGAAGCGUUUCAGUUGUUUGGAAGUAUGCAGGAGGAGGGUGUUGAAGGGAAUGUGAUUAUAUGGAACACCAUUGCCGGAGGGUACUUGCAUUUGGGCGAUUUCGCAGCGGCACUUAAGCUGAUUUCCCAUAUGAGAAUAUUCGUUCAUCUGGAUGCUGUUGCAUUGGUCAUUGGGUUAAAUGCGUGUUCCCACAUUGGAGCCCUUAAAUUGGGAAAGGAGAUGCACGGUCAUGCGGUGCGAAUUUGCUUUGACGUGUUUGAGAAUGUGAAAAAUGCAUUGAUUACAUUGUAUUCUAGGUGUAGAGAUCUUGGGCAUGCAUUUAUGGUGUUUCAUAGAAUGGAAGAGAAAGGUUUGAUAUCUUGGAAUGCCAUUCUUUCUGGAUAUGCACACGUGGAUCGUACUGAGGAAGUAUCCUUUCUUUUCAGAGAGAUGUUACGGAAGGGUGUUGAACCUAAUUAUGUGACCAUUGCAAGCGUUCUUCCCCUGUGUGCUCGCAUAGCGAACCUGCAGCAUGGUAGAGAGUUUCACUGCUACAUUAUGAAGCGUGAACAGUUUAAGGACUAUUUAUUAUUGUGGAAUGCCCUGGUGGACAUGUAUGCAAGGUCUGGCAAAGUUUUAGAAGCCAGAAAAGUGUUCGAUUCAAUGAGCACAAGAGAUGAAGUUACAUACACUUCCAUGAUUUUUGGAUAUGGUAUGAAGGGUGAUGGAGGAAUAGCUCUAAAACUAUUUGAAGAGAUGUGUGAGUUGGACAUUAAGCCAGAUGUAGUGACUAUGGUUGCAAUUCUCACAGCUUGUAGUCAUUCUGGUCUAGUAGCACAGGGGGAAUUGUUGUUUGAAAGGAUGAAAAAUGUUUAUGGGAUAGUUCCACUCCUCGAGCACUAUGCGUGCAAGGCUGAUCUCUUUGGGAGGGCUGGUCUUCUGGAUAAAGCGAAGGAGGUUAUCACAAGGAUGCCAUACAAGCCAACAUCGUCAAUGUGGGCUACUCUCAUAGGGGCUUGUCGAAUCCAUGGAGACAAAGUGAUGGGGGAAUGGGCUGCAGGAAAAUUGCUAGAGCUGAAACCUGACCAUUCAGGUUAUUAUGUGUUGAUUGCCAACAUGUAUGCUGCUGCUGGUUGUUGGAGCAAACUAGCAGAGGUGAGGACUUAUAUGAGGAAUUUGGGCGUGAAAAAAGCUCCUGGUUGUGCUUGGGUUGAUAUUGGCACUGAGUUCUCUCCCUUUUUGGUGGGGGACACCUCUAACCCUCAUUCAUAUAAGAUUUACCUUUUGAUGGAUGGAUUGAAUGAGCUAAUGAAAGAUGCUGGUUAUGUCCGUAGGGAGGAGUUUGUUUCAUCCGAGGAAGAAUUUGAGGAGAUGAAUAUAGUAGGGAAUGUAAACUAAGUAGAAGUUAGAAUAUGUUUUAUUUAUACAGUUUCAACCCGGAGCAGUUUGCUACCGAUAAAAUAGAAACUUGUUAGAUGAAGCAAAAAAAAAAUGAACUCUACACACUAUAAUUAUCGUGGUCAUCUUACUUUUACACCUAUCGAAUUAAAAUCAGACAUUUGACGAUUUAAACAGUAA